This is a messenger RNA of Linum trigynum, 696 nucleotides long. NCBI's taxonomy places the organism in Eukaryota, Viridiplantae, Streptophyta, Magnoliopsida, Malpighiales, Linaceae. The record is from the annotation of a GenBank genome assembly.
AUGAGUCGUUCCGCGUCCAGGAAGGCUGGUCAAUCCGAUUCUUCAACUCCGAUUACUUCUUCCGCCGGCGGUCUUUUCCGUUCCGCCACGGGUAAAGCAUCUUCAAAAGAGAUGGAGCGGAUUGAUAAUGUGUUUUACUCAUAUGCAAACAAGUCUUCGGGUCUUAUUGACCCAGAGGGAAUUGAAGCUCUAUGUUCAGAUUUGGAGGUGGAUCAUACAGAUGUCAGAAUCUUAAUGCUAGCCUGGAAAAUGAAAGCUGAAAAACAGGGGUACUUUACACUGGAAGAGUGGCGAAGAGGCCUUAAAGCACUGCGGGCUGAUAAUGUACAUAAAUUGAAGAAGGCCCUCCCAGAGCUCGAGAAAGAGGUUAAAAGGCCAACAAACUUUGUGGAUUUCUAUUCUUAUGCCUUCCAGUAUUGUCUAACGGAGGAAAAACAGAAAAGCAUAGACAUCGAAAGCAUCUGCCAAUUACUUGAUCUUGCUUUGGGAUUUCAGUUUCGUGCUCAGGUUGAUUACUUCAUCGACUAUCUCAAGAUUCAAAGCGACUAUAAGGUCAUUAACCUGGACCAGUGGAUGGGGUUCUACCGUUUUUGCAACGAGAUAAGUUUCCCAGACCUUAGCAACUACGAUCCAGAACUCGCGUGGCCUUUAAUCCUCGACAAUUUUGUAGAAUGGUUGCGAGCAAAACAGACCUAG